AAAAACAUCCUUGUGGGUUGUAGUGUUUGUUUGUUCACGUGUUUAUAACCUCAACCGUUAUUGUUUGUGUCUGGACUCUGGAGAUUAGGUUAUUGAGGAUUCAAUAAAAAAUGGGUGGUAUUAGGAAAUUUAAAUACGGGAAGAAGAAUUUUGGAAAGAAAAAACAUGAAACAGAAAGUAGAGAUGGAGUACGAGGCAAUUAUGUUGAUUUAGUGAAAGAAAGUGCUGGAUUUGAGAAGUACUAUAAGGCACAGAAUAUCAUUCCUGAGUCAGAAUGGAAUAGUUUUCUAGAAGCUUUACGGAGAGAUCUUCCAACUGCUUUUAGAAUAAGUGCUUGCAAUGAGAAAGAGGCAGAGAUUUUACUUGAUAUUGUAGAGGGAAAUUUUUUCAAAGGUCUGAUAAAUCCAGAUGAUCCUGAAGAACAGAAGAAAAAGCCAUUUUGCUUACCAUGGUAUCCACAGCGCCUUGGUUGGCAAGUGCCAAUCUCUCGCAAGGACAUCAGAAGAUCAGAGACGUACUUCAGGCUCCACAAUUUCCUGAUGUCAGAGACUGACUCUGGCAACAUCAGUCGACAAGAGGUGGUCAGUAUGAUCCCACCUCUUGUACUGGACGUCCAGCCUCACCACAAGGUUUUAGACAUGUGUGCUGCGCCUGGUUCAAAAACUGCUCAGCUCAUUGAAAUGAUGCAUUCACAGGACAAACUUCCAAGUGGAGUGGUGAUUGCCAAUGACAUAGACAACAGCCGCUGUUAUAUGCUUGUACAUCAAGCCAAGCGACUUAACAGUCCUUGUACACUCAUCACUAACCAUGAUGCCAGUGUCAUGCCCAACAUUUAUGUCACCAAUUCAGAUGGUGAAACUGAAGUGAUGAAGUAUGAUCGCAUUUUGUGUGAUGUACCAUGCACAGGAGAUGGUACACUGCGAAAAAAUCCUGAUAUAUGGAAAAAAUGGAAUGCUGUCAAUGGAAAUAAUCUACAUGGUGUGCAGCAGAGAAUCGUGAAGAGGGCUGCAGAACUUCUCACCGUGGGAGGACGUAUUGUUUACUCUACGUGUUCCUUGAACCCUGUAGAAAAUGAGGCAGUUAUGCAUAGGAUUAUUGUUGAAUCUGAAGGAGCCUUAGAGUUGCAGGACAUCUCAUCAAGUUUGCCUGGAUUAAAACAUUCCCCUGGGAUCUCUUCUUGGGUUUUGACUUCCAAAGAGAUUGAUGUUUACACUGACUUUGAACAGGUACCAGAAGCGAUAACCACACAGAUACGACCCCAUAUGUUCCCACCAAAAGCUGAAGAUGCUGAAAAAUUUCAUCUUAAUCGUUGUAUUAGAGUUCUGCCUCACCAUCAAGACACAGGAGGGUUUUUCAUAGCAGUGUUGAAGAAACUGGCACCGUUGCCCUGGGAGUCUCCAAAGACUUCAGGAGGGUCAACAGUAGACGUUUCUCGCGAAGUGGAGAACAGUAAACACAACGGGCCUCAGCCUAAAAGAAGAAGAAUACAAGGUUACAGAGAAGACCCUUUUGUCUUUUUCAAGGAGGAUGAGCCAGUUUGGCCUUUGAUCAAGGAUUUUUAUGAAAUGAAGCCAGAGUUGCCACUCGAUUGUUUACUGACCAGGUGUCAUGUGGGCAAGAGGAAAAACAUUUACUUUGUUUCGCCAGCAAUCCGAGACAUUAUUGACAAAAAUCAGGACAAAGUUAAGUUGAUAAAUGCUGGAGUCAAAGUGUUUGCUCGAUGUGACAACAAGAAUGUGAACUGUUGCUUUCGUCUGGCACAAGAGGGUUUAAAUAGCAUAUCACAGUAUAUAGGAGAUUGCCGGAGAGUAUCUAUUUGCAAGUCUGAUCUACUCACCCUCCUGACUGUCGAUGAUCCCAAACAUCCUCCUGAGACUACAACUCUAGAUCCUGCCACACAAAAGAGACUUGAGGCUGUCUCCCAUGGCAGUUGUGUGCUGGAGUAUCGAGGGGAAGAUAACCUCAAUCUGGACCUUGUGGGGUGGAGGGGCUCCUGUUCUCUCAGGGCCUACGUCUCUCAGCCUGACUGUGUGCACUUUCUGAGGCUCUUGGGUGGUGACACUUCUAUGUUUGAUAAAAAUAAGUUCAAGAAAGAAGAUGAAAUAAAGGAAGAAUCAUCUGAACUAAUAAUUACUGAUAAAGAUGAAAUUCUUGAAGACAUGGAGACUAAACAAGAGGAAAGUAAAGAUGAGGUUGCGACAAGCGGUGCAGGAGAUACGACAGACCCUAAGUUGGAACAAGACAUAUAAAGAAAUUGAAAUCAAAGAAAAUCUAUGAUAGAGGUGAUUGUAACAGGUGGUACAGGAUAUACAAAUUAUGAUAGCAAACUCCAUACUGUAUACUAUGUGUUAAUGUGAAAUGUUUUCCUGUACACAAUUCAUUUUAUUGAAAGUAUUCACAACCACAUGCUUCACAUGUGGUUAAACCACAUUAAUUUUGUGUUGACUCCAAUGUGUUUUAUUUUAUUUAGUGAUUGUUAAAAACAAAAUAUACUAUUUUUACUUA
Messenger RNA from Homalodisca vitripennis (glassy-winged sharpshooter), 2505 nucleotides. RefSeq names its product tRNA (cytosine(34)-C(5))-methyltransferase (gene Nsun2). Gene Ontology annotation, biological process: tRNA methylation. Gene Ontology annotation, molecular function: tRNA (cytidine-N5)-methyltransferase activity; tRNA binding. The transcript is spliced from 15 exons. The record is from RefSeq and is a predicted model, not a curated record. Gene Ontology annotation, cellular component: cytoplasm; nucleus. Lineage: Eukaryota; Metazoa; Arthropoda; Insecta; Hemiptera; Cicadellidae. The coding region runs from base 111 to 2249 and encodes 712 amino acids.